This is a messenger RNA of Dovyalis caffra, 648 nucleotides long. The record is from the annotation of a GenBank genome assembly. Lineage: Eukaryota; Viridiplantae; Streptophyta; Magnoliopsida; Malpighiales; Salicaceae.
AUGCCUGCAUCACUACACCUCCAAAGAGCCACCAUCUACACCACCACAACAACAAACCUUACUCGCCACAAACAAUCACAAACCACCGUGAACACAUGGCGAGUCCCACUGACGUGGGACGCUUCUGUACCUGACUACGUUUCUUGCCACCACACACGUUUAGUGGGGCCCAACCAGUGCUGCUCCGUGGUGGUCCAGACCAUAAAUGCACCAGUCUCCACCGUUUGGUCUGUAGUCCGUCGUUUUGAUAACCCUCAAGCUUACAAGCAUUUCGUCAAGAGCUGCCAUGUCAUCGACGGAGACGGCAGCGUUGGUUCCCUUAGGGAGGUGCACGUGGUGUCUGGCCUCCCUGCAGCAUCAAGCACGGAGAGGCUUGAAAUUCUUGACGAUGAACAACAUGUUUUGAGCUUCAGUGUGGUCGGUGGCGUUCACAGGCUAAAUAACUACAGGUCUGUGACCUCGCUUCAUAAUUCUCCAAAUGGGAAUGGGACAGUUGUGGUUGAAUCAUACGUCGUGGAUGUACCAGCUGGUAAUACUAAAGAGGAUACCUGUACUUUUGCUGACACGAUUGUACGUUGCAACUUACAGUCUUUGGCUCAGAUUGCUGAGAACAUGUCAAGGAAUAACCAGAUAUCAACAACAUCCUGA